Rhopalosiphum maidis (corn leaf aphid) is the source of this 824-nucleotide messenger RNA. Its product is annotated as acyl-coenzyme A thioesterase 13-like. NCBI's taxonomy places the organism in Eukaryota, Metazoa, Arthropoda, Insecta, Hemiptera, Aphididae. The transcript has 3 exons. The record is from RefSeq and is a predicted model, not a curated record. Bases 254 to 703 code for a protein of 149 amino acids. Gene Ontology annotation, molecular function: fatty acyl-CoA hydrolase activity.
AUAUAUGAUAAUCGUAGAGUUCAAUGAAUUUGUCAUGGUGUUAUUAAUGAAUAUUGAUUAAUGACUACAGUAAGUUAGAAAAUCAACGAACUGCGAAAGAUUAAAAUUUUUAAACAUAACUCUCUAAAUCGUUAAAAAUAUUUAAUGUUUGGCAUUUGUUUAAGCCCUUCUUUGUAACAAUGUUAUGUAUAAAAUUUUAAUCAGAAUUUAUUAUUGAAUGCGCAUAUAUAUAUAUAUAUAUAUAUAAAUCAUAAUGAACAACAACAAAGUAUUAGAAUUAGUACGAAAAUUUUUGAAUUUUUCAAUCAAACGUAAUGGACAUGAUAGAAUUUUAGAUAAGGUGAAUAUAAUAUCAGCUGAAAAUGGCAAAUGUAUUGCUGAGAUGGUUGUUGAAAAACAACAUACCAAUUCAUAUGGUACACUUCAUGGAGGUUUUACAGCUACCGUUGUAGAUGUUUUGUCUAGUAUUGCUGUAUUGACUCAUCCACGAGUUGUUGAAGACAUUGAUUCGGCACCUAACAGUGGUGUUUCAGUUGAUAUUCAUAUUUCGUAUUUAAAUUCAGCAAAAAUUGGUGACCGAGUAGUAAUUAAUUCUGAAACUGUUAAACUUGGAAGAACUUUAGCAUUUUUAAAAGUGACAUUGUUAAGGAAAGAUGAUAAUGUUAUCUUAGCUCAAGGUUCACAUACUAAGUUUGUAGGAUGAUAUUAAAUGUUUGAUACAUUAUGUAAAACUAAAUGUUAUUGUUGUUAUUUAUUAAAAAUAUCAAAAAAUGUAUUUAUAUUAAUUUCACCAUAGUCAAAAAUCAAAAUUAUUUCUUUGUUAU